Prorocentrum cordatum is the source of this 2850-nucleotide messenger RNA. The record is from the annotation of a GenBank genome assembly. Lineage: Eukaryota; Dinophyceae; Prorocentrales; Prorocentraceae.
GUGCUGGUGCUGCCGCCGAGCGCGCUUGAGGGCGCUUGCGAGACGGCGGUCUUCGGGUACUGGCCGUUCGGGCUCGUGGUGUGGUCGUCUUUCUCCGUGGUGAUCGGCCUGAUCGUGGAGCUGGAGUCGGCCGACGAGCCUGAGGUUCUCGAGAUCCACGGUACCGACGGUGUGGAGGUGCAGCUGGUGGGCUGCGAGAGCGGCUACGCGUGGGCCGUCAUCGGCCCGGACCUGAGCCUCGAUCUGAUCUGCGUCAAGGCGAAGAUCGCGAUCUUCACGGACCCAGUGGAAAGGAUUCGCUGGCGGCCGAUGCCUCUGCUAUCGUCGGUGGAGAGGGACACCUACAGGAGCCAGUUGACGGUGGGCUUGCGAUUUUUGACGAUGCCGGCGUUGCCCCUAUACCGCCCCAGCAGGUGUGGUCAGCGGGCGAUGGCGGUGAACGUGUUGCAUGCCGUUUUCCAUUCGGAGGUUUUGUCUCUCCCGACGCUGAGGAGCCCCGAGCUCUUCCUGGGUGUGCUGGCCGCGUUGUUCGUAUUGUCCGAGCCGAUGGUGGUGCUGGGUGUGAUCGAGUACCCGAAGGAGUUGGGUGCGUACACGAUCCGCAACUGGGUCACGGCCAAGCAAGGCCAGGACGGGGGAGAUCACCGAAUUCAUGACCCCCGCGGCCGCGCGGAUGCCGGGGGCAACAAGCUGGUGAUCGAGGGCAUGAUCGCCCGUCUGGACCUGUUCGAGGGCCACCUGAAGGAGGAGGCCCCUGCGGAGGGGAGUGUCGUCGAGAGUGCGGCUGCGAUCGAGGGGGCGUUUGCUUCGCCCCCCGCAGUCGUCGCGCCCGGGUCGCCCGCCGCGACCAUCCCCACCACAGCGAUGGAGACGCCAUUGAAGCGAGCUGCCACCUCCCAGCCGGGGGUCGUCGGGCUUGCCGUCAAGCGGAUGCGCUUCGAGGGCCCGAUGCCGCAGCUGGUGCGCAAGUGGCAGCUGGACGAGUACCAGGAAAUCAAGCCCGAGGAGUGGAACCGCCGCAAGCCCGAGGGUUACCGCCUUCGGGUCUCGGCCGAGGUGCUGUCGGGGAUCUACUCAGCGAGGAAGACGGCCGAUGCCUGGGCGCGCGACUUCAUCCAGAACCGUGGGCUGAACGAUGGCAACAUGGCGCGGGAGGUGAUCACGGCCUUCGCCGCGGUGGACACGCCGGUGAUGACCGACCGCCAGAAGGGCCUCCUCAACCUGGUGAGCUUCGAGCGGCUGGUGCGAAGGGCGUGCGCUAUCGUGAUGGUCGACCGCAACAUCCACAGCCGCGACGACGAGAGCCGUCUCAAUGUCACCGACGAGAGCACUAUCCGGGUGAUGAUCGCCGAGGAAGAGAUGAAGAAGGCCAUGGGUCGCGACGCGCAGCCGAUGAAGGAGGAGAUGGAGCGGGGCGAGACGGCGAACCGCUCUCUCUUGGCGUUGCGGCAGCUCUACCGUGGGAGUCGGGACGACAGUCCACUGGGCCUGGCCGACUGCUGGUGCCCGGGGAUCGCGUUCGACAACUUGGACGGGGGCCUCUCUCGGCGGGUGCUUGGAGAGGUUGGUCACCAGUCGCCGCCGUCGACUACGCCCUCACAGGGAGCCGCGCCCCUGCGGCUGUGCCUUGCCGCCGCUGCGGCGGGCAAUCAGCCCCAGUCUACCUUCAGGCAGAGGGUGGCCGAACUUCGGAGGAGGAGUGCUGGCAGGAGUGGACGGCUGCCAGACAGGGGCGAGACGUUUCCAGAUCAAUGGUAUCGAGUUGCCCCACCUCCGCCGGGGACCAGACCUGCGAGUGCGAGGUCGGUGUCGCCUCGAGCGGCACAGAAGUUGGAGAUGUUCAGGGAGGAGAUGUUGAGGAAGGAUGGCGGGGCUUGCGUUCAGGCCCGCCAGAGACGCAACAACGUGGACCUGCCCUUCCGCCAGAAGACGAAGACGUUGCAGCUGGCCCGAAGGAUGGCAUUAGCGGGCAUGGUGUGCCGCGCUGCAGAGAAGGUGGACGAGGUCGGGCUCUGUCACGUUGCGAAGAAGGCGGAGCCUGUGGAGAACGAGCCCGAGGUGACGCUGAGGGCGACGCCGUUCCUGGACGUGUCCGAGGAGAAGAAGGAGGACGACAUGAGCGUGCAAUUCGGCACGUGCGAACUCCCCGACUUCUACUACACGGUGGAGUUGGGGGAGGAGCUGGCGCCAUACUUCGGGAUUCACAGCGCGUCGGGCGACGCGCUGGACGCGCUGCCCCCCGAAGGCUCGCCAUGGCCUGGGGGCGGCCCCUGCGCCGGGGCGAAGGUCUCUUUGAUGGGCUCCACUCGGGCGUGCUGGACCGCGCAGACUACCGUGGAGGACCUCUUCCACGCUGGGCCCCAGGAGUACAUCGACGACUUCGGUGUCCUGGGCUUGGGCUUUCGGACCCAGCCUGGCCGGGAGGCAGUGGCGACGGUGGAGGAGGUCUGGCUUGGUGCCAAGGAGUUGGUGGUCGUCGCGGGCUUCAAGGUGCACGAGGAUGCCUGCUCGAAUUAUGCUCGCAUGAUUGGUAGCGACCUAUGGGGAACCCGUCUGGCGCCGAAUCAGGACAAGACGGGGGUGGCGGUCUUCGGCGCACGGGAGAUCCUGACCCACAAGUGGGAGCUGCCCGACACGGGCGCGCGCGUCUUCGCGGACGUGCACUCGCGGCGCAUGGAGUUCCGGCGGGGAGCUCGACACGAGGUCCUACGGGAAGUGCUGAGGGAGAUGGCCGCGGCCGCAGCGAUAGCGCCGCUGAUCUCGGGGGGCCUCUCGACGCCCUGGGGCCCGACGGUGGCGAUGUUCGACGCGAACCUCUGCGGCGGCGCGCUCAUCUCGACGGCGGCCACG